This is a messenger RNA of Penicillium daleae, 1068 nucleotides long. RefSeq names its product putative zinc metalloproteinase. Lineage: Eukaryota; Fungi; Ascomycota; Eurotiomycetes; Eurotiales; Aspergillaceae. The transcript has a single exon. Gene Ontology annotation, molecular function: proteasome binding. The coding region runs from base 1 to 1068 and encodes 355 amino acids. The record is from RefSeq and is a predicted model, not a curated record.
AUGGACUCGACCAUGGACCUCAUCGUCCACUACCAUGGCACCCCGCACAGCUUUCAACUCUCUGCCUCGGCAACAUUACAAGAUCUCUCCGCAGAGAUAGAAUCUGCCCUCAACAUUCCCACGGAGAACCAGAAGCUCCUCAUAGCCCCCAAACCUGGCAUGCAAAAGGCGCCCUUCCCACCAACUCAACUCACAACCCUCCUCCCCCUCGACUCGCCCAAAUUCAAAAUCACCCUCCUCGGCACCCCAGCGAAAGCCAUCGCAGACCUCCACGAACAAUCCGAAUCCAUACGCAAACGCCAGGAAGCACGCGCCUCCGCACUCGCCGCUGCCCGGCGCGCAAAUCACAAACCAUCCCCAUCCAACCGCGGUGGCAUCCACACACUCUCCUCCUCAUCCGCCAACUACACCUUCCACCGCCUCCUCCCACUCUCCUACCUCCCACGCCCAGAGCGCUCCCUCGAAUUCCUCAAACGCCUCCGCGACGACCCCGGCAUCCGCGCAGCAAUGGCCAAACACAAAUUCUCCGUCCCGCUCCUUACAGAAAUGAACCCAGCCGAGCACACGACCAGCGAGUCGCGCACGCUCGGCCUAAACCGCAACAAAGGCGAGGUCAUCGAGUUGCGUCUACGCACCGACGCCUACGAUGGAUACCGCGAUUACCGGACUAUUCGGAAGACGCUGUGCCACGAGCUGGCGCAUUGCGUGUUUGGCCCGCAUGAUCGCGACUUUUGGGAUUUGACGGCGCAGAUUGAGCGAGAGGUGGAGCGGGCGGAUUGGAAGUCUGGGGGUAAUCGGUUGACGGAGCAGGACUUUUAUGAUCCGGGGGAUUGGGAGAGGGUGCAGAGUGGGGAGGAGGUGAUUGAUGAGCAGGGGUGGACGGGUGGAGAGUUUGUGUUGGGUGGAUUGGGGGUGGAUGAGGCGGGACGGAGUGCUGGAGGUGGAAAUGGGUCUGGGUCUGGGUCUGGGACGGCGACGGGGUCGUUGUCCAGGAGGGAGAUUCUGGCUAGGGCUGCGGAGGGGAGGAUGCGGAGGGAGAGUCCGAAGGAGAAGCAGGAUGAUGCUUGA